ACAAAGGCGGGGUGCUCGCUGUGCCUGCCAUGCUCUCCAGGUAGGAUCUGCACGUCUUUGUGGCGGGAACAUCUCUGCAGCUGGGACGCAAAAGACAUCUGAAGAUGGCGAGAUAAGACCUUGUCCGGCAGGCCCCUGUGACAGAGAGCUGAGCCCGCCUCCUCGGGGCGAGCCCUCGUCCUGGAGAUGGAUCGCAACCGAGAGGCUGAGAUGGAGCUGAGAAGGGGCCCCAGCCCCGCCAGGGCCAGCAGGAGCCCCGAGGUGGAUGGGGACAGGGCCACGAGCCACAGCUGCUGCAUCUGCGGCAAAAGCUUCCCCUUCCAGAGCUCGCUGUCGCAGCACAUGCGCAAGCACACGGGGGAGAAGCCCUACAAGUGUCCCUACUGCGACCACAGGGCGUCCCAGAAGGGCAACCUGAAGAUCCACAUCCGCAGCCACCGCACGGGGACUUUGAUCCAGGGCCACGAGCCCGAGGCGGGCGAGAUGCGCGUGUCGGAGGGCCUGGACGGCUGCGCCAGUCCCACGAAAAGCACGUCGGCCUGCAACAAGAUCCUGAACGGGGCCACCCAGAUGGACAACAGCAAGAUCUUGCUGAGGAGCAGCAAGAAGGAGACGGAGGGCGCCGCGGGUGCCCCCGAGGAGGGCAAGGCCGGAGCCGCUCAGUGCUCCUUCUGCAAGAGCAAGUUCGAGCGGAAGAAGGAUCUGGAGCAGCACGUGCACCAGGCGCACAAGCCCUUCAAGUGCAGGCUGUGCAGCUACAUGACCCUGAGGGAGGAGUCCCUGCUCAGCCACAUCGAGAGGGACCACAUCACCGCGCAGGGGCCUGGCGGCGAGGCCUACGUGGAGAGCGGCAAGCCCGAGCUGCCCCCCGGGGAGUUCCCCUGCGAGGUGUGCGGCCAGGCCUUCAGCCAGACCUGGUUCCUGAAGGCGCACAUGAAGAAGCACAGGGGCUCCUUCGAUCACGGCUGCCACAUCUGCGGUCGAAGAUUCAAGGAGCCGUGGUUCCUGAAGAACCACAUGAAGGCGCACGGCCCGAAGACGGGGAGCAAGAACAAGCCCAAGAGCGAGCUGGACCCCAUCGCCACCAUCAACGACGUGGUGCAGGAGGAGGUGAUCGUGGCCGGCCUGUCCCUCUACGAAGUCUGCACCAAGUGCGGGAACCUGUUUACAAACCUGGACAGCUUGAACGCCCACAACGCCAUCCACCGCCGCGUGGAGGCCGGCCGGACGCGGGCCCCGGCCGGGGAGGGUGGCCACGGCAGGCCCCCCUCUCCUCGCCACCUCCAGUCUCCUGGCCCCAGCUGGCCUGCGAGGCCCUGCUUUGGCCCUCCUGCUUGGUUCCACAGUGAGUGUGGACGAAUGAAGGCCUGGAAGGCUGUGUCAGCCUCGCCCAGCCUUGCGCUCUACGAGGGGCACAGUGUUUCUGUGCAGACACACUGGACUUCGGCCCCGUGCUUGCACACCUUUGCCCACCUGCAGUGGGCCUGGGCCGACCUCCUGCUGCCUUCUGGGUCCUUCUGUCAGCAUCACGGCCGUCAGUGCCAGCUCAAGUGCAGCUCCCCAGGGCGAGGGGCCGAGGUGGAGCGGACACGGUGA
Molecule: messenger RNA, 1596 nt
Organism: Ceratotherium simum simum (southern white rhinoceros)
Lineage: Eukaryota; Metazoa; Chordata; Mammalia; Perissodactyla; Rhinocerotidae
Source: RefSeq, a predicted model, not a curated record